GCUGGCAUUGGUUGCCGCCACCCUUGAAGUUUCAAAACCAUACGUAAUUGAAGGACAAUAAUGACUCUCGGCACCCUCUCUGUAAUCCAACUUGUUCUUUCGCACCCAAAUUUUCUCUCUCUACUCUGUUUUCUCCUCUCUCUCUCUCUCUCUCUCUCUCUCUCUUUGUAGACCAAUAGGAGGUGAUUUUGCUGGCAUUGCUGGCCACCUUUGAAGUUCCAAACCUUACGCAAUUGAAGGGAAAUGACUCGCAGCACCCUCCCGUUGGCAGCUUCGGAUCUUCAUAUCAUGGAUGGAACUCGAAGAAAUUCCACACUGAUAUGUGCGCCGGUAGUGGCGGAUUCAGUUGAUCAGAUGCUGGUCCAAAUGGGGAAGGCAAAGGAAGUUGGCGCUGACCUCGUUGAACUUCGGGUUGAUUUUUUGAAGAACUUCAGUCCAAGACAAGACCUCAGUGUAUUGAUCAAACAAAGUCCUUUGCCUACCCUUGUCACUUACAGGCCAGCAUGGGAAGGCGGUCAAUACAAGGGUGACGACAAGCAGCGACAAGAUGCACUGCGUGUAGCCAUGGAUUUGGGAGCGGACUUUAUUGACGUCGAACUUAAGGUAGCCGACGAGUUCUACAAUUCCAUUCAAGGGAGGAAGCCAGAAAAGGUCAAAAUCAUUGUUUCUUCACACAACUAUGAGAAAACUCCAUCUGCCGAGGAAAUUGGUGAUCUUGUUGCAAGGAUACAAGCUACCGGAGCUGACAUAGUGAAGAUCGCGACUACUGGCUUAGACAUCACCGACUCUGCACGUGUAUUUCAAGUAUUAGCGCAUUCUCAAGUCCCAAUGAUAGGGCUGGUUAUGGGCGAGAAGGGUUUGAUCUCACGCGUACUUAGUGCAAAAUAUGGUGCAUUCCUCACUUUUGGUACAAUAGAGGCGGGAGUAGUAUCGGCCCCUGGCCAGCCCACCGUAAGAGAUCUACUGGACUUAUACAACUUCAGACUUAUAGGGGCCGAUACCAAAGUACAUGGUGUGAUCGGAAAUCCUAUCGGUCACAGCAAAAUCCCUCAUCUUUACAAUGCAGCAUUCAGAUCUAUCAAUUUCAAUGGAAUUUAUUUGCCUUUGUUGGUUGAUAACGUUGCGAAUUUUAUUGACACCUAUAACUCCCCCGACUUUGUUGGAUACAGUUACACAAUUCCUCACGACGACGCUGGGAUUAAAUGCUGUGAUGAAAUCGAUCCAAAUGCCAAGGAAAUAGGAGCUAUUAGUUGCAUGAUCAGGAACCCGGCUGAUGGCAAAUUAAAAGGCUACAACAUGGACUAUCUAGGAGCAAUUGCAGCCAUUGAGGAAGGACUUCAAGCAUUAAACGGUUCAAGUAAUGGAUCCGGCUCCCCAUUAGCUGGUAAACUAUUUGUCGUCAUUGGAGCUGGUGGUGCUGGAAAGGCACUUGCAUAUGGUGGAAAACAGAAAGGAGCAAGAGUGGUAGUUGCCAAUCGCACAUAUGACAAAGCCAAGGCACUUGCAAACAAAGUUGGAGGAGAAGCUAUCACUCUUGCUGAAUUGGAAAAUUUCCAUCCAGAGGAGGGAAUGGUUCUUGCAAACACCACACCGGUUGGAAUGAAGCCGAGAAUUGAUCAAACACCCUUAUCCAAGAACGCUUUGAAGAACUAUUCUUUGGUGUUUGAUGCCAUUCAUACACCUAAAUGGACAAGACUCUUACAAGAAGCACAAGAGUCUGGAGCAGCCGUUGUUUCCGGGACGGAAAUGUUCCUCAAUCAAGCAUUUGUACAGGUUGAAAAGUUUUCUGGUUCACCUGCACCAAAGCAACUGAUCAGGGAUGUGUUGGCAAGAAAUGCAUGAGGAAUGUGUCUCAAAUCUCCCGUUAAGGCCAAUCCUGUGCUUUUCCAGUUGUGGUUAACGGGAAGAUUUAGCACAAAACCGAACACAAUGGCAUUUCAGGAUUCAUACAACCGACUCCACAUAGUGAGAUACGGUUUUGUUAUUGUUGUUGCAGCUAUUAACUUACCGUGUUGUACCAAUAAAAUUUUCAGUUUCACAUAUGGAGUGUCUUGUGAUUCUGGUGAACAUGAAUUUCGAAACCUUUUGUACUUACCUUAGGUCAUAAAUAAUUCAUUGGACAAAA
This is a messenger RNA of Malus domestica (apple), 2125 nucleotides long. RefSeq names its product bifunctional 3-dehydroquinate dehydratase/shikimate dehydrogenase, chloroplastic-like. The record is from RefSeq and is a predicted model, not a curated record. NCBI's taxonomy places the organism in Eukaryota, Viridiplantae, Streptophyta, Magnoliopsida, Rosales, Rosaceae. Gene Ontology annotation, biological process: shikimate metabolic process; chorismate biosynthetic process. Gene Ontology annotation, molecular function: 3-dehydroquinate dehydratase activity; shikimate 3-dehydrogenase (NADP+) activity.